AUGUCGACUUUUCACGUCGGCGGCAAGGUCGUCGACAAAGUUGAUUUACUGAGGAAGAAGCAAUUGUUAUGGCGCUUAGACGUCUGGCCUUUCGCCGUUUUUUAUGGCGCGUGGGUUUCAAUUAUUCUUCCCAGCCUUGAUUUUGUUGAUGCGUGUAUUGUUUUAGGUGCACUGUCUUCUAUUCAUAUUCUCGUUUGUCUCUUCACUGCUUGGUCUGUUGAUUUCAAAUGUUUUGCGUAUUAUAGCAAGGUUAAAAAUAUUGAUCAGGCUGAUUCGUGUAAGAUUACUCCGGCUAAGUUUUGUGGUUCUAAAGAAGUUGUGCCGCUUAAUUCCCGGAAAUCAUCUGCAGGUUCUUCAACAGUGGAUCUGGAAGAGAUUUACUUUGAUUUUAGAAAACAAUGUUUUGUUUAUUCGAAGGAGAAUGGAACUUUUAACAAACUCUCUUAUCCUACGAAGGAAACAUUUGGACAUUAUCUCAAGUGUAGUGGCCAUGGAUCUGAAGCCAAAGCUCUUGCGGCUACCGAGAAAUGGGGGCGGAAUGUAUUUGAUUAUCCUCAGCCAACAUUUCAGAAAUUGAUGAAAGAGCAUUGCAUGGAACCUUUUUUCGUAUUUCAGGUUUUUUGUGUUGGUCUCUGGUGUUUGGAUGAAUAUUGGUACUAUAGUUUGUUCACUCUAUUUAUGCUAUUUAUGUUUGAGUCGACCAUGGCAAAAAGUCGGUUAAGGACUCUGACUGAGUUAAGACGUGUUAGAGUGGAUAAUCAGAUUGUUAUGGUACAUCGUGGUGGCAAAUGGGUAAAACUCUCCGGUACAGACCUUUUGCCAGGAGAUGUUGUCUCUAUAGGCCGUUCUUCUGGCGAGUCUACUCCUCAAUGGAAGAUUUCUAUUGCGGGUAGGGGUAUGGAGGAGAAGUUGUCAGCAAAGCGAGAUAAAACCCAUGUUUUAUACGGUGGAACCAAAAUAUUGCAGCACUCUCCAGAUAAGACCUUCUCUCUAAAAACACCUGAUGGUGGCUGCUUGGCUGUUGUCCCUUAG
Molecule: messenger RNA, 1032 nt
Organism: Vicia faba (fava bean)
Lineage: Eukaryota; Viridiplantae; Streptophyta; Magnoliopsida; Fabales; Fabaceae
Source: the annotation of a GenBank genome assembly